This is a messenger RNA of Oreochromis niloticus (Nile tilapia), 2272 nucleotides long. Its product is annotated as dnaJ homolog subfamily A member 3, mitochondrial. Gene Ontology annotation, cellular component: mitochondrion. The record is from RefSeq and is a predicted model, not a curated record. Bases 59 to 1525 code for a protein of 488 amino acids. Gene Ontology annotation, molecular function: protein kinase binding; ATP binding; heat shock protein binding. Lineage: Eukaryota; Metazoa; Chordata; Actinopteri; Cichliformes; Cichlidae. The transcript is spliced from 12 exons. Gene Ontology annotation, biological process: response to heat; mitochondrion organization; protein folding.
UGGAUGUGAGCUGCCGUUAAACACCAGAGAAGAAGAAGAAGCCGGUAGUGACGUGAAAAUGGCGUCCUCCGCUGCCCGGCUGACUACACGCUGGUUAACAGCAUCAGUUUCUUCUGGAUAUCGUAGCGGCCGUUUUCUCAUUAUUCCCGCCGGGAAUGGAGGAGUUUGUCCAGCGACCAUAUCACAGACACACCGGGCAGGGACGGCGGUUAGCCUGAGCUCCUGGACACGCGGAAAUGCCGUGACAUUGAGAGGACUGACAGGGGUGAGAUGUCCCCAUGGCAUUAGCUGCUGCUCUUUCCACUGCAGCAGCAGACUAGCAAACAAGCAGGACUUGUAUGAAGUCCUGGGCAUCUCCCGCACCGCCUCACAGAAGGAGAUCAAGAAGGCUUACUACCAGCUGGCAAAGAAGUACCACCCAGACACCAACCCAAACGACCCAGAGGCCAAAGAGAAGUUUGCAAAGCUAGCUGAAGCAUAUGAGGUGCUGAGUGACGAGGUGAAGAGGAAGCAGUAUGACACGUACGGGGUGUCGGGCUUUGACCCGAACCGUGCCGGUGCUGGUCAGCAGCAGUACUACAGAGCUGGGGGCGCCACUAUAGAUCCAGAGGAGCUCUUCAGGAAGAUCUUUGGAGAGUUUACAGGAGGCAUGGGCUUCGGAAACAUCAACAGCAUGUUUGAAGAAAGGCCUGAAUUUGUGAUGGAGCUUACGUUUUCGGAGGCAGCAAAGGGCGUGAAUAAGGAGCUGAAUGUGAACAUUGACGACACAUGCCAGAGGUGUGACGGGAGGGGUAACGAGCCGGGGACUAAGGUGUCUCACUGUCACUACUGCAAUGGCACAGGGAUGGAGUCGAUCAGCACAGGACCCUUCAUGAUGCGCUCAACGUGCCGGCGCUGUGGUGGGAAAGGAUCCAUCAUAAACACGCCCUGCGCCCUGUGCAGAGGCUCAGGCCAGACUAAGAAGAGGCAGACGGUCACUGUGCCCGUACCUGCCGGAGUGGACAAUGGUCAGACGGUGCGAAUGUCAGUAGGAACUAAAGAAAUCCUCAUUACAUUCAGAGUUCAGAGGAGCCCAGUGUUCAGACGUAACGGAGCAGACAUCCACUCUGAUGCCUUCAUCUCAAUAGCGCAGGCUAUCCUGGGAGGCACAGCCACCACACAGGGCCUCUAUGAAACCAUCAGUAUCGCGAUUCCCGCCGGCUGCCAGGCUGAUCAGAUCAUCAGGCUGCAGGGGAAAGGCAUUCGGAGGAUAAACAGCUACAGCUACGGAGAUCAUUAUGUUCACAUUAAGAUCAAAGUGCCCAAGAAGUUGACUCGGAGGCAGCGCUCUCUGCUGCUGAGUUAUGCAGAGGAAGAGACGGAGGUUCAGGGGACUGUCAGCGGCGUCAGUCCUUCAGGAGAAGGGGGCAGCAGCACUUCAGCCACCAGCACAAAGUCAACCACAUCAGAGGAGGGACAGGACAAGCAGAAGGAGAAAGAGGAGGAGGGAGGCUUCUUUUCCAAACUAAAGAAAAUGUUUAGCUGACACUGAGACUGCAGGUAAAAAAAAGAAGCAAGCAAAACAACACGGUACAGGAAGAUGAAAGAAUCUACACACCGGUCCUCCACGCCGUCUCCUCUUGUUUUAAAAAUCCAGCCAGGAGUAGAAGGAGGAGAGAAGCACAGUGGCAUUUGUGUUGACACAGUCGCACAUUGUUGAACUUUGAGUUGGAGAAUGAGUCAGGGCCACCCACAUGACGACCCAUCACCAUGAGCACAGGCAGGUGCUCGGCUGAGGAUUUCUAGAUGUGCUCACAAAUAAACCAGAAAGUGAUUUUUGCUUAUUUUUCUGUUACCUGUCAUCCCUCCUUAUUGUCUUUGAAGCUGCUCGAUGAGGCAGCUCUCCACAGGCAGGAAUUCUGUCAAACUGUGUAAGACAACCCUUUAAAUGUAAAUGUGUUAUAAGUAAAAACAUGUUAACAGGAUUGCAACUGGAUAAAGAUUGACUCGGAUUUUUCACAUUGGAAUUAUGUCAUGACCUACAUGAUGCUAUAUGACAGCUAAAAGGUUCCCAUCAACUUCCAAUGUCCUUAAAAAUGAAGCGUGGGUGUAAAUUCUUGGUAAAGUCUGAAGUUUGACUCUAGUUAUAUUGAAAUUUUAGGCAGUGUAAUAAAAUGAAAUGCAGCUAUUGCGACUGCAGUAAGCCGGUGAUCAGCAGAUGAAUGCAAGAUUUACUAAGGUAAAAACAUUCACUUCAAUCAGUGUUACACCCAGACUUUCCGCAUCAUUUCCA